UUGUCUUUCUUUCUUUGGAAUUUGGUUUCGUAAGUGAGCUUGGUUCAACUGUAUGUAAUUGAGUAAUUUACCGUGUUUCUGUUGAAAAAUAAAUACAGUGAAAUAGUUUAAUAAUUUUUAUAAUGUGUAAAGUGCCUUUUUACCAUGUCAAUAAUAAUGGUUUUAUAAAAUAGUGAAACAGUGUUUUAGUAUAACAAGGACGAAAACAGCUCGAUAGUGCAGCCCAAAAUGGCUGCUGUUAAUAAAAUACAAAAUUUGAAGUUCGACAAAAUAUGUCGGGCUUGCUUGGAAAUAAAAAAGGACAUGAGACCUUUGUUCGAGCAGCUGACUGCCACUAUGUUGAUGGGGAUAUCAAAAGUGCAGGUGGCGGUGGGCGAUGGUCUUCCCUCCCAGCUCUGCCUGCAGUGCGUGCACCAGAUCUCGCGCUGUCACGCGUACAAAGAGCUGGUGGAACGCAAUGACGUCACGCUGCGGGAGUAUGCCAAGCGCCUGGCUGAGGAGGCCGUCAAACGGGAAAGAGAGGAAAAAGAGAAGAUGCUUUCAAUAACGGACCCGACAUACAUGCAGUAUAUGGAGGUGCCCCUAACAAACCCGAAUCAUAUACUCGAAGGGUUCUUCGGCACGCCGGAACAGUCGCAGAACUCCGACGAGUCCACGCUUAAGGACAACUUUGAAAUGGAGAAAACAGAUCAAAUAGCAGAGGCCAAUAAGGAUGACGAAGCAUUAAAUUCCGAUGAGGAGAAGUACCUCCAACUGGUGGUGUUUCAAGCUACGUCCACGGUGUCGCCCGGCAGGCAUGUUUGCAACCUCUGCCAUAAGGAGUUCAAGCACUCGCGCUGGUUGCGACAACACAUGCGCUCUCACACUAACUGGAUAAAGGCGAAUUGCAAGAAGCCCCCGAUGUGUCCUAUAUGCGAGAGGACUUUUAAGGGUCCGGGAAUGUUAAAAAUGCACAUGAGAACCCACGAGGAGCGGCCGCCGAAGCAGCCGACCUGUUCAGUGUGUCAAAGAACAUUCCCCACAAAGACGAUGUUGUACCGCCACCGGCAGACGCAUUUCGAACAGAAGACGCACCAGUGCACGGUGUGUGAGAAGAGGUUUUACAGCGGAUACGCCCUGAGGUCUCACAUGGCGAGGCAUAGGGGAGAAAAGCCGUAUAUAUGCUCCACUUGUAAUAAGAGCUUCUACAAUCCUACGGAUUUGAAGGUUCACUUUCGACUGCACACCGGCGAGAAGCCUCUAAAAUGUUCCGAAUGCAACAAGACUUUCCGGCGGCACUCGACAUUAUGCCAGCAUAUGAAAAAACACCGCGGGAUACGGAACCACGUCUGUACAGUGUGCAACAAGGGGUUCUACGAGGUUUCCAAACUGAAUGCGCAUAUGAGAGUGCAUACUGGCGAGCGUCCAUACGAGUGCCAGUACUGCGAGCGUCGGUUCGCGCAGCAGUCUGCUCUCAUCUACCACCGGCGCACGCACACCGGCGAGAAGCCCUACAGCUGCAAGCUCUGCUCCGCCAGGUUCACCACCUCCUCCGCCAGGAAUAACCAUAUGGUCACCCACACGGGUAACAAGAGGUUCGUGUGCCCGGUGUGCUUCAAGGGCUGCACGUCGCGCACGGAGCUGCGCGUGCACACGUCCAAGCACACGGGCGAGAAGCUGUUCGCCUGCUCCGUGUGCGGCCAGCGCUUCAGCUCGGCGUCCUACCUCGCCGUGCACCGCCGCUACCACACCGGCGAGCGCAAGUACCAGUGCCAGGUCUGCGGGAAAGCGUACAUAGAAUCAAGUUCGUAUAAAAAACACAUGAAGACUCACGAGGUGAAAUCUGAAACGGAAUCAUCGUCGAACUCCGAGAACAGUGCCGAGAAUCAAGCGAAUAAUGGGAAAAUAGACGCCCAGAGUAUACCGGAGCCGCAGACCAGUGUGGCAGUCACCGUCACUGAGGACCAAGUGGAGCCGCAGAAUCAAGUGGCGCUGCCAGGUCAAGUUCACGUGCAAGACGCGCAGACGUUGCAGAUCCAGGGUCAAGGUCACGCGGACAGUCCGCCGCAGCAGCGCCGCUACAAGUGCGGACUCUGCGUGAAGACUUACAUGUACCUGCACAGCCUCAAGAAGCACAUGAUGACGCAUGUCCAGCAACAACAACAGCAGCAGCAGCAGCAGCAACAACAGCAACAACAAGUUCAACAGCAACAAACGCAACAAGUGCAGCAACAGCAACAGUUGCAGCAACAACAGGUGCAACAGCAGCAAGUGCAAGUUCAGCAGCAACAAGUGCAACACCACCAACAGUUGCAGCAACAGCAGGCAGUGUUGCAAGUGGGGAGCGUGCAACAGUUAGCCGUGCCGAUACACGCGCAUCACGUGCAACAAGGAAUUGUGCAGACUGGCCAACACUCGUACCCGGUGAUAUCAUCAGUACAGUCGCUUCAGCUGCAACAAACUCAACAGCAACAACCGCAGCAACUGCAAGUUCAAACGAUACAAAUACAUCCACAACAUCAACCCAUACAGAUACACGCGGUGGGUGUCCAGCAAGUGCAACAGCAACAAUUGCACGUCGCCACUUCCACAUGUCAGACCAUGUUGCCUAAUAUUUUGCAGCUCCAGCCCGCCACAGUGGCAGUGUCAGGUCUGGGACAGCAAGAGUUAGGCGGCGUGGCGCACCGCAUCAUCCUGCAGCAGCCGCCUUCACACCCGCACGUCUACAUACAUCACUGAGAACGGCACUGCUGGCCGCGGUUACACUGGCAGUGACACUGGGUCUGACAACGGGACCCGGCUUGCAUUGGCCCCACUGGCUCCAAUGGAACGGCUCGAGUCAAGUUCCAGGCGGCUGGCACAGAUUACUUACCAAGGGCCUGUUUCACACUCAUAUAGUACUCAUAAUAUGACCAUUUAUUUGGGAGUUUAGUUGAGAGUGAUCUGUAUUAAUUAUUGUCACAUUUUAAUAAUUGAUCUCAAUCUCUCAAGAUAGAACCUUGUAAUUGCUCAUGAAAAUAGAUCAAUUAGAUACCUCUCUUACAUCCGUUUACAAUAAACGAUUCCAAUCUCAAUCUUCAAUCCGAUUCUAAGAAUGAACCAAUAAAAAGUCUUGCAAGCAUGUCAAAAAUAACUUUGGUCUGAUUGGUCCUUUUAUGUUAUUGAAAAAAGCGUUUGGGAUCGUUUAUAGGAAAUGACGGUAAGCAUUUUUUUUAUUGGUUCAUUCUAUCGAAUUGCAGGUAGUGUUCUGGAUCUUUCUAUUAGGCAAUUUAUUUUACGUACCAAAGUCGGGUUGAAUACAAUAUUUUGAGUCAUAGAUUGAAUUUGUAAUGGCUUCCACAGCGAGUGCCGACCGUUGACCACAAUACCACAAAUAGUAAAUAGUUGGAAAAGUGAUCUUAUGAUUAGCAAGUUAGGAUUAGUUUUGUGAUUUACAGGAAUAUCAAUUAUUUAUACAAAACCAUUUAACACUUUGUCAUUUAGUUAUUUAGGCCUUUUUCUGUUAUGUAUAGUCUUUUUGUUCUUUACGUGUUUGAAUAAAUAAAUAUUUAUAUACAA
This is a messenger RNA of Manduca sexta (tobacco hornworm), 3537 nucleotides long. RefSeq names its product zinc finger protein 431. Lineage: Eukaryota; Metazoa; Arthropoda; Insecta; Lepidoptera; Sphingidae. Gene Ontology annotation, cellular component: nucleus. The record is from RefSeq and is a predicted model, not a curated record. Gene Ontology annotation, molecular function: zinc ion binding.